AAUGGCGAAAAGGAGAAAAAAAAGAGUCUCGGUCUAUUUCGAGACGUAACGGCCAUUUUUCUUUUUUUUUUGCUCAAAUAAAUUUCCCCCAAAAAGAAGGAACUGACGUUGGCGGAAUAAGUUGCAAGAUUAACUUUGUGUAGUUUCGAAGAUGUAUACAAAUCCGUUCAACAAAUUCCAUUGUCGAGUGUAUACAAAUGUCGCAAUUUCGCCCCCCUUUUUUUCCUUUUCGUUACAGUGGAACUUGACAGGCCAUAAAUUCAUACGGUUACAAGUGUGGUGUCUUACACACCGCAGUCUAGACGGUAUGGUCAGGAUGGAAAAAGAAAAAAAAAGUUGAACAUUUUUAUUUUUUUCCCGACUUCGCCUUGCGGCUUUUGUUUGGUAAUUCGUGAAAAAAUGGUGGAAGAAAAAAGCCAACUCAAAACGAGGCCGUGAUGAUUUAAACGUGUAGGUUCGUUGUGUACAAAACUGUCGUUAGACAUAAGGACUUGUGGCGAUGGGUCGGGCCUACCAACAAGAAGAGGUUCCUUCCUUUCUCUCCCCUUGUUGAGAAAAGAAAUAAAAACAUGUCGUAAAAAGGAGGUGAGAGACCGAGGCGAAACCAUUGGCAGGGCUUUCAUUUUGGGUUUUGUGUGAGAGAGAGAGAAAGGAUUCUGUCGUGGGGCUAGAAAAGAAACAUGGACGACGCCGUGACGUCGUCGUCUUUAAAUUCUGCAAGCUAUCGUACCACGUUAUUUUCUUCUACUUUUUGGAGCUGGAGAAUUUGGGUUUUUCUUCACAUAUUUUUCCAUUUUGAUUGUCGUUUUAUUCAAAUGCGUCCGUGUGGUUCGAUUCACAAAAAGGAGGGAUUUGAGGGGGCGGGGACGAACGAGUGUGGAAUUCGCCGCUAGAUGGCGUCGUAGGCGAGGCAUCGCUACCUCGUGUGGCGGCGGUGGCGCUAGGCAACACAACUCGACAAAGAAAAAAAGGGGAAGAAUUUUUCGGUCUCGGGGAAAAGAAAAGGAACCCAGCAGACACACACACACACACACAGCCGUUGGCGGCCCCGGCGAAUGUAGAAGAAGAAGUUCAUUCGUGAGAGAACCUUCGGGUCGUGCAGUCGCCCCAUUCCCGUGGUUGUGUGUGUUGUGUUGUGUGUGUGUGUGUGCGGCGCAAAAAGGGAAAAAAUAAAAUAAAAAGAAUUGAAAAAAAGAAAUUGAAUAAAAGAAGAAGAAGUUUCUUGACGAACAGCAGCUGCUGCUGCUGCUGUGUGUGUGUGUAAGGUUCUUUUCUACACUCGUGUGUGUGUUGUGUGUGUGUGAUUUUUCAGUCCUCGUGUUAAACACACACAGAGGACAUUAGCCAAAACAGAAAAAUUUGUGAUUCUGUUGGAAAGUGUGCGUGUAAGUUUUGUUCUUUUCGUCUGCCAUUUUGAUUUUUCUUGGUAGGUGGUGGGGGUAAGCACAAAAAUCGAUGGAUUUUUGUCUAGUCAACACGUGGUCAUUUUUGCCUGGGUUAGUUUGGAGAAUUUCUUUUUUGGCUUGAAAUAAAAAUGGCGUGAAAUUAUCUUUUCCGAGAUUUUUUGGGUGUGUAGAAAAAAGACACAACCUUGCCGACGGACACGAGUUCCUUUUAAAGGUUUGCGGUUCAAAUUUUGUGUCUUUUCUUCUUUUAAAAGAAACAGACAUUUUCUAAAAGAGAAAAGGAGAAAAGUUCGUUGGCCCGUUUGAUGGCCAUUAUCAUGUGUGUGUGCCUCCAUUUUUAUUAGUUUUUCUUCUUCACAUAGUGUAGGCAUAUAAAGAAAAUGUGUACCCAAAGACCCCCGUAAAAAUACGAAGUUGCCCCUCGCACACAGAUGCCCCAAAAAACCACAAUUGGGAAAAAACGGCCAAGUGAAAGAAAGUUUUUAUCUAUACAACAACAACAUUGUCUGCUGAAUUUGUCUAUUUUAUCUCGAGCAGACGACGACGACGACAUUUUUGUGCAAAAGACGUGCGGGUCGUGGACGAUGGUCUCUGACCGUGUCGUCAUCCUGGACACACGACUGCUGCAUCAUGGCUCCUGAGGAGCACCAAUUGAAUCUCGUCGACAUUUUGGAGGAGGAUUGGCAGGUUGCAGAACGGCUCCCAGUUGAUGGAACGUUGAUAUUCUCAUCUGGCGUUCGGAUCGAUUGAAAAAGAAAAAGAUACGAAAUAGGCAAGAGAUGGGGGCUCGGUCGUGGUCGUCAUCCGCCCCUUCAGUUCCGUCAUCUCAUCACCAGCACCACCACCACCAAUCGUCUUCUUCUUCUUCGACUGCGGCAACAACAACAGGCCAGGAGCCAGGAGCCGGGCCCUUCUUUUCAUCUUCUUCAUCUUCACUUUCAUCAUCUCCUUCUUCGUCGCCGCCAUCGUCUUCUUCGCCAUCGCCCACCGGCGGCAAGAAACACCGUCACCACCACCACCACUACAACCACUUGCAACAACAGGCCAAACAACAACCGACAAGAACAUCAGAGCGUCACGCUUUCUUUCGGAUUCCGGUCACUGGAGAAGGAACGAAGAAGCCACUGGACCUGACGCCUCAAUCCGUGGCGACGGCCAAAGCGGCUGUGGCCGCGGCGGCCCAAAGAGCCGAAAGGAACUUGUCGGUCAGACGGGACCUGGCCCUGGACUUGCCGACAUGUCCGACCCUACCGGAUGGAGAGGAGAAACCCUACGGCUCCUCGACUCGACUCCGCAUUCGCGACCACGACCAGGAGAGCGAAAUUUACCGGGAAUGCAUCCGGCCGCCACCCAACCGGACAGUUCACGAAACUUCCACCAGUUUUCCACCAUUCCGCUGCAAUUCAGAGAGCAUUCUGACGGGUCACCUGCCUACGUCUGACGGUUCCGGCCGUGUCGGACAUUCUAAAACGGCCGGUCCGUCCUCCUCCUCCUCCUCUUCAACCAUAACCACCAACAACUCCCAGUCGUCGUCUUCAUCGUCAUCUUCCUCCAUCAUGGCCGUCUAUUGCUGCACUAGUGCGUCUUACAGCAGUUCCACCAGCUCCUUGUCGUCAAACAGUUACGGCAGCAGCGGAGGCGGCUACGGAUAUCGCAAUCUCCGCCAACCACAACAACAUCAGCCACUACUACAACAACAACAGGAGCGAGAAAACGGCAGCGACGGCAAGGAUCUGUUUUCAUCGGCUCCUCCUCCUUCGUCCGGCACUCGGUUGCUGCUGGACAUUCACGGCCAGCCGAUUGUGACGCGGAGUAAAAGCAUGAGCACGGGCAGCAGCCUGCAACAACAAGAAGCUCCUUGUUCGUCGAGUUCGUCGUCGUCUUCUGGCAACUUGUUGUCCGUCAUGGUUCCUUUCCCUCCUCCUAUGCCACAACAACAGCAACAACAACAGUUGACUAUUCCUGCGGCCACUUCUUGCGCCAGUAAAACGCUGGAAUCGGCGGUGAAAUCCUGCGUCCGCUCGUUUCGUGAUCGAGUCCACCCGGCGGGCAAGAGUUCCGCUCCUGCUGCUCCUGCAAUCAGCUGUUUGGUCCCACCGGUGGGAGGAGCGGUGGGCGGUGUGGAUAAUGCAGGAUAUGUCGAGUCCAGCGCGGGUGGUGGUAGUGCAAGUGCCAGUGGUUGCAGUAGUAGGUGGCCCAGUGCGACGACGACACUGCCGGAACAGCAACAACAACACAAUAACAACAACAACAACAAUUCGCAUGCGACAGAAGAGCCAUCUAGUAGCAGCAGUCGGAGUAAACUGGCCAACUUGCCGGUCGUUCCCUGCGCUUCGGCCGCCUCCACUUCUCCGAGUCAAACCAGACGGGACCUAUGAAAACAACAACAACAAAACGGACACGAAAAAAACAAAUUUUUUGUUUUGAUGGAAUAAAAAUGUUUCUUCUUCUUCUUCUUGGAUGUGUAAACAACAAGGAUUACGUGCGUGUGUGUGAGUGUGUGUGUGUGAGUCUAAUAGGAAGAAUUUAACAAUUUUUUUUUUGUUAUUGGGUUGGAACCGGAAGCUGAUGGAGAGUAUCUCAAAGUCUUUCAUUGUGUGCGUGUGUGUGUGUGUGUGCAAGUAUUGGAGCGUUCGAGACAAUUUUUAAAAGAAGAAAAGGAGAAGAAGAAGAAGAAAAUGAUAAACAAACAAACAAACCCAACACACACCCAUUUUGUGCUUUCCUUCUCUCUGUCUAUCUGUCUCUCCUUUUUCUUUCUGUUUUCGCCUUUUUUGGGCCAACAUUUUUCUUUUUUUUUGGGUGGUGCCCAUUUUGUGUGGCUCCUCCCUCCUUUCCUCCUCCCCCCAGUGCAGACGAACGAAGAAAAAUUGCGCCGCAGUAAAAAGAAAUGGACGCAAAAUAAAUGCUGGACAAUUGUGAAGCGACAUCUUUAAAGAAGAAAAAGAAAUAUAGGCCUCUAUUAUUAUUAUUAUUAUUAUAUAUACCUUCGGGCUUUCUACACCAAUUUUUACGUUUUCUUUUCUUUGUUUUUUGUUUGUUUUUUUAAAUUGACAAUUUUUCGGCCGGUCAUAUAUAUUAUACACCCUCCUCCCGCAUUUUUUAUUUGUUAUUAUCACAGCAUUUGUGUAUUUUGUCUUGAUUCGCCCAUGAUGUGAUUUUUAAAAAAAAUUCAUCAAAUCUUGGAAAUGUUUUUAAAAACAAAUUUUUUUAAAAAUUGAAAAUGAAGAAGAAAACAAGCAGCUCGGGACCAGCCGUGAUUGCAAGCGUGAUCGUGUGUGUUUAUCUGUGUGUGUGUGUCGAGACAAGGAACUAUAGAAGAGAAAAGACGAAAUAUUUCGACUUUAGUUGUGUGUGUCAUCUCCAAUGGGGGAAAAACCAGGAGGAAUUAUUAUGUUGUUCCUCUUCCUUUUUUUUAAAUUUUGUGUGUGUGUAUUUCCGGCCAUUUUAUUUUUUUACAACCUCUUGUUAUUUAAAAAAAAAACAAAUUUGAGGAAAUUUUUUUUUUUUGAAAUUUUUGGCGCGAAUUUUAAUUUUUUGAAAUUUCGCGGUUUUUUUUUCGUGUGUGGGAAAUGGUCAUGGGUGGACAAUAUUAUUUUUUAAAAAAUCAAAGACGACAGCGAUGUUAUUUGAUUGGAAGGAAUUGUGUUUGAUUUUGUUGUCGUCAAUUUGUCCAGUGUCGGUUCCGUCCGGAGACGUUGGAAAUCGAAAAAACAGAAAGACAUUUUGUUUUUGUUUAUUUUUUCGUUUUGAAAUAAUUUUUCAAAAAUUUCGAUUCGACGAGACCAUACAAGAAAGUGUCAGCUGCUGCGCUGUUAAAAGAAGAGAAGAAUACUGGAUCAUUUGUUGUGAUAAAUAUUGACUCCUCCCCCUCCCAUCUCUCACCCUCCUUUGUGUCAAUUCAUUUUUUGGUUUUGUUGGGAUAAAAAUAAUGUUCGGUGUACACACACACACACACAUCCCUCCUUACCCACACGCAUUUUUAUCCCCCCCGUUGUAAUUCUCUCUUCCCCCCCAUCAAAAUUGGACUGACCACACACACCACCAUUUUGUAAUCAUGGUAAUCUCUUACGGAAAAAAUAUUUGUUCUUCUUUUUUGGCUUUUUCAACGAAAUAAGGAAUUUUUUUUUCUUGUCUUUUGUGUUCAUAAAAAAAAAACAAUUUUCGAAAUUUAAAAGGAAAGAAAAAUUUCUAAAAUAAUAAUAAUAAUACAAUCCGCACUUGUGAAAUGUGAUUUUAUUACUUAUAUAUAUAUCAUUUUUACGUCAUCCCCACACACAGCCACACGAUCCAUCUGAAUUUUAAAAAGAAAAAGAAAAAUUAAAACUUUUGUAUAAAUCGAACCUAUUUAUCCCCCCUCCCCCAAUUUUUAUUUUUUUGGAUUAUCCUUCAAAAACCUCAAAAUUCCCCCC
Daphnia pulex (common water flea) is the source of this 5818-nucleotide messenger RNA. RefSeq lists its product as uncharacterized. Gene Ontology annotation, cellular component: Golgi membrane; early endosome membrane. Gene Ontology annotation, molecular function: R-SMAD binding. The transcript is spliced from 5 exons. Lineage: Eukaryota; Metazoa; Arthropoda; Branchiopoda; Diplostraca; Daphniidae. Bases 2186 to 3784 code for a protein of 532 amino acids. Gene Ontology annotation, biological process: negative regulation of transforming growth factor beta receptor signaling pathway. The record is from RefSeq and is a predicted model, not a curated record.